This is a messenger RNA of Chionomys nivalis (European snow vole), 426 nucleotides long. RefSeq names its product U8 snoRNA-decapping enzyme-like. Lineage: Eukaryota; Metazoa; Chordata; Mammalia; Rodentia; Cricetidae. The transcript has 2 exons. Bases 1 to 426 code for a protein of 141 amino acids. The record is from RefSeq and is a predicted model, not a curated record. Gene Ontology annotation, molecular function: snoRNA binding; phosphodiesterase decapping endonuclease activity. Gene Ontology annotation, biological process: mRNA catabolic process; sno(s)RNA catabolic process. Gene Ontology annotation, cellular component: nucleus.
AUGCAGAUGCGCUUCGAUGGGCGCCUAGGCUUCCCCGGCAGCUGCGUGGACACGCAAGACAGCAGCCUGGACGGGAUGAACCGGGAACUGCGCGAGAAGCGGGGCGAUGGGGUAACAGCCUUACGCGUGGAGCGCUCCGACUAUCGGAGCUCACACCUCAUGGACGGACAGUGUGUGGUGGCCCAUUUCUAUGCCAAGCGCCUGACGCAGGAGCAGCUGCAGGCGGUGGAAGCCAGGGCACCUCAAGCGAAGGACCACGGGCUAGAGGUGCUGAGCCUGGUGCGGGUGCCUCUGUACAUCCUUCGUGAUGGUGUGGGAGGCCUGCCCACCUUCCUGGAGAAUUCCUUCAUUGGUGCUGCCCGAGAACAGCUACUAGAAGCUGCCCGCCAUGGACCCAUGGAAGCCAAUAUGAGGGCUUUGGUAUAA